UUCAACAAGCUUCGGCUGGCAGGACAGCUUUGUGAUGUGGUCCUCAUCGCAGACGGUGUUAAGUUCAAUGCCCAUAGAGUGAUUCUGUGUGGCUGUAGCUCCUACUUCCAGGCUCUGUUCGCCAGUGGCUGGAGUGAUUCAGGAAAGCGAGAGUACCAACUCCCAGGCAUUUCCCCAGAAACACUGAGGCAGGUCAUAGAGUACGCCUACACGUACUCUGUGGUCAUCACAGCUGACAAUGUGGAGAACCUCCUGGCAGCUGCUGAUUAUCUCAGUGUCCUGGGCAUCGUGCAGCGCUGCUGUGAUUUCCUGCAUGAGCAGCUCUGCCUUCAGAACUGCAUUGGCCUUUUCCCCGUAUUCUACCUCCCCGAGCUGCACCAGUCUGUUUUCAGCUUUAUCCUUAAGAACUUCAAGGAGGUUGCCAGCAUCUCAGAGGAGUUCAUAGAUCUGUCCCUGCAAGAACUUUGCGACAUUAUUGAGAAGGAUGAGCUGAAUGUGAAACAGGAAGAUGCGGUGUUUGAGGCCAUCCUCCAGUGGAUCGAGCACGAGCCUGCCACCCGAGAGGCCCACAUUUCAGUUCUGUUGCCCAAGGUUCGCAUGGCUCGUAUGGAUCCGGCGUACUUUAUGAAGAUCGUCAAAGCUAACGAUCUGGUGAAGGCCAAUGCGGCGUGCAGGCCAAUUAUCAGCCACUGA
Brienomyrus brachyistius is the source of this 693-nucleotide messenger RNA. Its product is annotated as kelch-like protein 10. The transcript has 5 exons. Gene Ontology annotation, molecular function: protein binding. Lineage: Eukaryota; Metazoa; Chordata; Actinopteri; Osteoglossiformes; Mormyridae. The record is from RefSeq and is a predicted model, not a curated record. The annotation marks the transcript as partial.